AUGGAUGAUACUCUAUGUGGAAAAAUUGAUUUGUUGAGGAAAUAUUUACCUGAUAACUCGGACAAUCUUAGAAUACUCGAUUUUUAUGAUAAUGAUAAUUUCCAAGAAUACUGCCCUGAAAAAAACUGCAAUUCUGAACUCGAACAAAUUACGAUUGGAUUUUUAUGGUUACUUGGAGAAUGUUAUUCUACAUUAACAGGUAGAGUUUAUAAUGAAAAUAAUACUAAUGCAUUUUUUAUAUAUAUUAUUUCAUGGUUAAGUUACAAAUUAAAUCAAAACAAAGAGGAAAAUUUUGCCACAAUAAACGAUUUUUUUACUGAAUAUGUAAAAAAAAGUGGUAAAUAUGAAAGAUUUAUAAGUGAUGCCUUUAAAAUUGGAGAACUUAAGAAAUUCAUGGAUGAACGAAAUGAUUUUAUGAAUAUUAAUAUUGAAGAUUUGUCUAAAUUUUAUGAUGUAUUCAAAUUAUUAUGUAAUAUACAUAAUAAUGUUGCACAGAAUAAACCAAGCGACACACUGUCAAAUAGUGCUACUAGUUUUGUUAAUGAACUUACAGAACUUAACAAUAACUCUAAAAUUGAAGGUACCGUACGUAGUAAAAUAUUACCUGUUUUAUCAACCGAUUAUGAUAAUUUAAAAAAUAUUUGUACUAGAAAAGGUAUUAAUUGUAAAGAUUUUCCAUCACUUCCAGAGAUAGUAACAAACGUUUCUGCACUAAAAUCUGGAUAUACAUCAAGUUCGUCGAUAGGAAAUAAAUUAUUUACAGUUUUAUCGAUAUUUGGUGCAAUAGCAUUUUUUUUAGGAAUUUCUUAUAAGUAUUCCCUAUUUGGAUUUCGGAAACGAGCUCAAAAACAAUAUUUAAAAGAAAAAAUAAAAAAUAUAAAGAAGAAAAUGAAUCGUUAA
Molecule: messenger RNA, 900 nt
Organism: Plasmodium yoelii
Lineage: Eukaryota; Apicomplexa; Aconoidasida; Haemosporida; Plasmodiidae
Product: PIR protein
Exons: 3
Coding region: 1-900 (299 amino acids)
Source: RefSeq, a predicted model, not a curated record